Messenger RNA from Hydatigera taeniaeformis, 1413 nucleotides. The record is from the annotation of a GenBank genome assembly. Lineage: Eukaryota; Metazoa; Platyhelminthes; Cestoda; Cyclophyllidea; Taeniidae.
AUGAACGUGAGUGAACAGGACUUGGAGUACUUCCUCUCAUCGCGUUUCGCUACUCAUCGUUACCUUAUCAACACAGCAACUAUCAUCACUCUCUACUCCACCGUCGCUGUGGUCGGUUUCAUCGAGAACGCAGUAAUUUUUGCCACCCUUGUGGCCAUCGGUGACCUUCGCGGUGGAAGCGCUGCAAACGUCUUUGUUGGUGCACUCACUGUCUCCGAUAUGAUCCUCUGCGUAUUCAACGUCCCCACUCAAAAUUCUGUCCGUGCUCACAAGCACAUAUUUUGCUGGUUACAGCUCUACUAUGAGUUGGGCGAGCCAAGUGAGAUGUCUGCUAUGGCAUGCCGCGUCUUGUUUGCCAGUCUCGGUGUACCGACACACGUUUCCUGCAUCCUCAUUCUCCUCAUUGCCAUUGACCGCUAUCGCAACGUCCGUUUCCCUACCGUUUUUGCCUCCUCCGCUGCAGCAAGUGUCUCUUCUGCCGGUAGUGGUGGGAGCAGCAUCGCCAUUAGGCCACUACGCUCGGCUACCGCACUCUUCCUUGUUUUCCUUAGUGUCGUUUUUAGCAUUCUCGCAGCAUUUCCCGUGGCCUACUACACAGACGUGCAGCAAGUCUCACCCCAAACUUUCGCCGUCGAUCUUAAUGCCUCAUUACUUCCCUUUAACACUUCGUCGCCUGAUGUCGUUGCCCCAAGCGAUAGAGAUGUAUCAGGCGAGCGCCACUUUCCAAUGUACUGUGUGGAGCAGUGGCCAUCCCCACUACAACGCCUCAUCUACUCUGUGCUGGUGGUGAUCGGUCAGUUUCUCACGCCUCUCAUCGUCACUCUCAUACUCUACGCGCACAUUGGCUGGUGGCUUGCGCACCGCCGUGGUCAGCUGUACCACACUCAGAAGACGUCCGCCGGUCACAUUCACCUAGCCGCCCGACUGGAAGUGCGUACUCGACGCACUCAUCGCAUUCUCGUUGGUAUUGUCGCCUGUUUCGCCGGAUGUUGGACACCCUGGACACUCUACUCGCUGUACCUCGAGUGUACUGUCUUCGCUAUCGCUGACGUGCCUGUUGAGGAGAUGGCUAUGGUGGAUCCGGGCAACCAGAAUAUCACUGUGAAUGCAAAUCUGAAGACUACAGAUCUGGUUCUAAAGGCAAAUCCAUUGCGUUAUCAUUCAUUUGAUGAAGUGACGGAGGAGAUAUCGCCGAUGGUCACAAUUGCGCGCUUGGUGCUGUGUGUCUCUUUGUUCGCGCUAAGUUCAACGUGUGCCAAUCCCUUCCUUUAUGGUUGGCUGAACGAGAAUAUUCGUAAGUCCAUCAUUCGAAGGACAGGAUUGUGCAUGAAGAAGUCUCCGCAUUACAAUCAAACUUCAAUGGAUGUCAAUUCUUCCCACAUAGACAAGGCGCACUCCUUUGCCGCAAACUGA